GCUGCCGCCGCCCCCUGCUCCACCGAGGGACGCGAGCGGGCGGCGGGGCGGGCCGGGCCGGGACACAGGACAGGAGGCGGCCGGGGGCGGAGCCACUUUCGUCGGCGCCCGCCCCGGCCGCGGCCCCGGGCCUCCCCCGCGCCGCCCUGCCUGGCCCGGCCCGCCCAGCCCCGGUGUGGCAGCGGCUCAUGGCGGCGGUGGGGCCCCCGCAGCAGCAGGUGCGGAUGGCCCAGCAGCAGGUCUGGGCGGCGCUCGAAGUGGCGCUCCGGGUGCCCUGCCUCUACAUCAUCGACGCCAUCUUCAACUCCUACUACGAUUCCAGCCAAAGCCGGUUCUGCAUCGGGCUUCAGAUCUUUCUCCGGCUCCUUGGUAAGGACGGCGUAGGGCUAGCCCGCUGGCCGAGGCGUGCCCUCUCCCAGGCCGACGGGAACGGCAGGGCACUGGUGGCACGCGGCUUGGGGAACCACGGUCUGGUUCCCCAGAGGGCCUUUUGGCGGGGGUGCGGGGACCCGUGGUACUCGUGCCAGCGUUGACAGCUGAGUGGUGCUGGCGGGUCUGUGCCCUGCUCGGUUGGCACCUGGAUGGGCGAGGAGAAAGCACGGCUGUGUGAGCAUGCGGCUGUCUGUCUGCUGUUUCUCUUGGGGAAUGACUGCUGGCUUCCAGCGUCCUAUGCGACAGCCCUGGAAAAACAGCUCUCCGGGUCUCGCCGUGUGUGACCUUGGACUUGAGCCAGAGCUUGAGCCCCCUGUCUACCCAUUUCACAGUGCAGAAUACGUUGUCACUUCUGUGUCUUGGAGUCCACCGGAUCGUGAAGUACUUGAGGUAUAGUUGUAUCCAGUAUUGUUCUGAUCUUGUCACAGCGAUCACUUUUCAAGUUUUACAUGUACAGCUCAGCCUUUCUAUUAGCUGCAACUUCAGUGUUGGUGAAUUACUAUGCUGCUUUGCACAUUGACUUCUAUGGUGCCUACAACACGUCAGCGUUUGGAAUCGAGUUGCUUCCUCGGAAAGGGCCCUCACUGUGGAUGGCACUCAUCGUUCUGCAGCUAACCUUUGGAAUUGGAUAUGUCACAUUACUGCAGAUUCAGUCCAUCUAUUCACAGUUAAUGAUUUUAAAUAUCUUGGUUCCUAUAAUUGGCUUAAUCACAGAGCUGCCAUUACACAUCAGAGAGACAGUAGUGCUCAUGUCGUCCUUGAUUCUCAUAUUUAACACAGUGCUUGUCUUGGCAGUGAAACUUAAGUGGUUUUACUACUCUACUCGGUAUGUGUACUUGUUAGUGAGGCAUAUGUACCGAAUUUAUGGAUUACAGUUACUGAUGGAGGACACAUGGAAGAGGAUUCGUUUCCCAGACAUACUUCGGGUCUUCUGGCUAACAAGAAUUACAGCUCAGGCUACAGUGUUAAUGUACAUUUUAAGGAUGGCAAAUGAAACUGAGUCCUUCUUUAUUUCUUGGGAUGAUUUCUGGGACGUCAUUUGCAAUCUAAUAAUUAGUGGGUGUGAUUCUACACUAACUGUACUAGGCAUGAGUGCUGUAAUUUCUUCAAUAGCCCAUUAUUUGGGCCUUGGAAUAUUGGCCUUUAUUGGAUCAACUGAAGAAGAUGACAGGCGGCUUGGCUUUGUAGCUCCUGUUUUAUUUUUCAUUUUGGCUCUUCAGACUGGUUUAAGUGGGCUAAGACCUGAAGAGAGACUUAUUCGCUUAAGUAGAAACAUGUGCCUUUUAUUAACUGCAGUCCUGCAUUUCAUCCAUGGGAUGACAGACCCUGUAUUAAUGUCGCUCAGUGCCUCCCAUGUGUCAUCUUUCCAUAGACACUUUCCUGUGCUGUUUGUCUCUGCUUGCCUGUUCAUUCUCCCUGUCUUACUCAGUUAUGUCCUUUGGCAUCACUAUGCACUAAAUACAUGGCUGUUUGCAGUUACAGCCUUUUGUGUGGAACUCUGCUUGAAGGUAAUCGUCUCCCUCACUGUCUACACGCUGUUCAUGAUUGAUGGCUACUAUAACGUCCUCUGGGAAAAGCUUGAUGACUAUGUCUACUUUGUUCGCUCCACGGGCAAUAUUAUCGAAUUUAUAUUUGGAGUAGUAAUGUUUGGGAAUGGGGCCUAUACCAUGAUGUUUGAGUCAGGAAGUAAAAUUCGGGCUUGUAUGAUGUGCCUACAUGCAUAUUUUAACAUCUACUUACAAGUAAAAAAUGGCUGGAAGACAUUCAUGAAUCGUAGAACUGCUGUUAAGAAAAUUAAUUCACUUCCUGAGAUAAAAGGGAGCCACUUGCAAGAAAUAGAUGAUGUCUGUGCAAUCUGCUAUCAUGAGUUCACAACAUCUGCUCGUAUAACACCGUGUAACCAUUAUUUCCAUGCACUCUGCCUUCGGAAAUGGCUGUACAUUCAAGAUACUUGUCCAAUGUGCCAUCAGAAAGUGUACAUCGAAGAUGAGAUCAAGGAUAACUCAAAUGCAUCUAACAACAACGGAUUUAUUGCACCCAAUGAAAAUCCAAACCCAGAGGAGGCUUUAAGAGAGGAUGCUGCUGGAUCUGACCGAGAACUGAACGAGGAUGACAGUACAGACUGUGAUGAUGAUGCUCAAAGAGAAAGAAACGGGGGGAUUCAGCACACAGGCGCAGCAGCAGCAGCCGCAGAAUUUAAUGAUGACACUGAUUAAAGUAGCAUUUACUAAUCAUUGAGGUAUUUGUUUAAAAUUCAGUUCAUCCAAAAUGGAGUAAUAUGCUUCACGUCAGUGUGUAACCAAGCACAAAAACAGUAUGGAUGUUGAAACUGUGAAUGCUUUCCGUUUACUGUGAUGUGCUACUGUAAAUAUACCUCUUUAAUUACUUCUGGUCUCUUUGGUGACCUGUUUAAAUUUGUGUACAUUAUUGUACAUAGAAUAAAAGUUUUCACGUUUUUAUGACAAAAUUUGAACAAAUAGCUUCUUAAUAGAGAUAAUGAUCAUAUGGUGCGUCAAUUGUGCCAAAGAUUCCUCCAUGAAAUUGGAAUAUAUCUAAUGCUGGACUCUAGCUUUUCCUUAAAAUGAGUGGGAAAAUGAAAAUGCAGAAUAAAGGAACUUUAGUAUAAGAGACGAGAAGAAAAAUAAUCUUGAGUAGAAAGGCUAUAAAAUGUCUUCUAAAACUAAGGCAAGAUAACCUGCUAGAAGCAACUAAAAAACUUGAAACCUGAGCUGCAGCUUAGAGCUAGGUUCAAAAGUCAAAAAACAGGGACAGAAUUGAGAAAUAGGCUUGUUAUCAACUAAACUUUGAUAUAAUCCAGGAUGUGCUGUCUAAGUCUUAGUAGAAGCAUCACUGUGUUUGCAGUGAGAGCAUAAAACUGUCCUUUCAGACUUCUGAUGAGAUUACACAAUAAAAAGGUGGACAUUGUUAACUAAAGCAGCCUAAACAGUGCUGACCUGACUCUUCGAGGUGUAAUGUACAGUGCUACUGGAAAAAAUUCCUCAAUAAAGUUCACAGUUUUACAAUGAAAUUCCACAUCAUAAAAAGGAAACACAAAUCAGGAAAAAAACACUUUAAUGGUGUUGUUAUAGAGCGUGUUGGCCAAUUCCAGUGGGUCUUCUUCUCUGACUGCUGACAUUAUCUCCAAUAUUUGACUAAAACAAAAAACAAGGGAUCAACUUACUCAGAAUAUAUUGUUAGAGGUAUGUAAUCACCUUUUUCUAUGUAAACAUGAGAAGAUCUUACACUAGCACCUCUUCUAAGGAAGUUUAUGAGUUACUAAAGUUGUCAGUAAUGUCUGUAGGAAAGCAUCACCAAUUACUGUCAACUAGAAGACUCUGGAGCUAACUGGAAUAUAAAGUUACAGGGUCACGUAAGGGCACCACUAAUGGAAUUAUCCUAUAGGGGAGGCGUCCUUUAAAACUCUAGGUCCUAGCACUUUUGUUCCCGGAUCAUGAGCAUCUUAAAAGUAAAAUGAAGUCUGCACAGUAAAACAGGCUAAGUAGGCACCUUCCUACUUUGGAUUUAGUUUUUUUUUUUAUAUUUGUUUUACUAUUACUAGUAUAACUAUUUUAUAUUUAUAAAUAAAAUAUAUAUGCGUAUGUAUAUAUAUAUUUAUAUGUAAUAUGAAUAAAAUGGUAUUGAAGAGAAUAGGGCCAAAAAUUUGAAAGGCACUGCUUAUUCAUAUAGUCUCUAACAGGCAGCAAGGAAUGUUUGUGUGCAUGCUAAAUCCUUGACAAGUGGACUGGAGAGAUGGCUCAGCAGUUAAGAGCACUGACUGGUAUUCCAGAGGUCCUGAGUUCAAAUCCCAGCAACCACAUGGUGGUUCACAACCAUCUGUAAUGAGAUCUCUUGCACUCUGCUGGGUGUCUUAAAACAGCUACAGUGUACUCACAUGCAUUAAAUAAAACAAACAAAUAUGACAGGUUAGGUGUGGCUGUGGGAGGGGCUCUAGGCUUGUACUUAGAGCAGAGAGAAGAGCUCAGAGACUCAUUUCUUUGCUCAAAAUGAGCAGUGGGUUCCUAGUAAUACUAUCUGUUUUUAUAUAUGCAUUAGGUUAUAUACAGGUUGUAGUUCGAAUUAAACCUUUAAAUAUUCCUGGUCACGAGCUUUUUCUCCCAUUCUGAGGACCCUAAGUGUGAACACUCAAAAGAACUAGGAAUGAGGAUUUACAGUUAGCUGGACCUUUACAGGUUGUGGUCAGCGUGACACAGACAUUCACAUGCAGUCUGUGCAGUGAACUCAGACUGCAUCUGUAAGUAGUGCUGCUGCUGGCGGACGGUGGCCAAGGGCACGGCUGCUCUGCUGAGACUUGGGCAGCAGAGCCAUUUACUGCUCAUGUUUGUUAACGUCACCGGUGCUUGGUAAAGCACUGUUUAGUAAGCCAGUAAGCCAGCAACCUGAACAGUACCUUUUUAUUCAGUGCAUUUUUCUGUACUUUGAGGAAUAAAGCUGCAGUUAUUUUUAAGAA
Molecule: messenger RNA, 4900 nt
Organism: Mus musculus (house mouse)
Lineage: Eukaryota; Metazoa; Chordata; Mammalia; Rodentia; Muridae
Gene: Rnf139
Product: ring finger protein 139
Exons: 2
Coding region: 882-2648 (588 amino acids)
Biological process (GO): protein ubiquitination
Cellular component (GO): endoplasmic reticulum membrane
Molecular function (GO): zinc ion binding; ubiquitin protein ligase activity
Source: RefSeq, a predicted model, not a curated record